CUGGUUUGUUUAGCGCGCGUCGAUGUUUAUCGCUUGGGCCCGAAUUUCGUCGAACUAAAUGGUACGGGAAGGGGUUAAUGCAAUCAACAAGCCUGGAAGGAAAAUAGAUAUUUACGAAUUUCUUUAGGAUAAUAAUUUUUGUCAAAUUUACAUAACUUUCAGGUGUAUUACAUAUUUUCUAUAUUAUGAAAAUUGUCGACCUCGAGUGUGAUAAUAUGUAAUACUAGAGAGAAAAUGAGAGAGCUCACACUUAUGUUCUAGUUGUUUCCAGUCUGUUUAAGGUACUUUUUAUAUUUAAAGUUGUUUAAAGAAGUUAUUUCUACGAUUUGAAGUAAACCGCAGAACAUAACAGGCACACGUGACUCACGUAAGAUAUGUUGAGAAAGCAAACAGUUUAUUUUCUAAUUCACUUUUAGAAACAAAUAAUUUUAAUAAUGGAUAUAAUAAUUGAUACGGAAGGCCAAGCAGAUUUAUUGACGAAAGAUCAUUUGGUAGACAGCGAUGAGGACGACUUAGACUUUGAAAAUGACGCAGGUACACAGUCGGUCAAAUUCUUUGACAUAGAGGAAGAUUUAAUCCAAGAUGAGGUUCCAAUUCAAAAAGUGAUUCGCAACCCAACUAAGGAUAUCGAUCUUGAGGAAUUUGAAAAAGAUAUGGGUUGGUCAAACAAAACAGUAUCCUCAAAAAGAAGGGCUCAUACAGCAACUCCUGCUCCAGAUGUAACCAAACUGACAAAAGAAUUGACAUCGAUAGAUCAGGUACUUAAAAAAAGUGUCAUAGCACCUGGUUUUGAACAGCUUAAUGCUGUACCUCCUUAUAUGUUAACUGAAAGAUUAUUACAAGCUCAGAGACGCAAAGAGCGUGCUAAAACUAAAGGCAAAAGUUGGUUUAAUAUGCCUGCUCCUGAAUUGACACCAGAAGUCAAAAAUGAUCUUCAAGUUAUAAGAAUGAGAUCAGUGUUGGAUCCAAAACAUUUCUAUAAAAAGAAUGAUCUUAAAACAAUACCAAAGUACUUUCAAAUUGGUAAAGUUAUGGAUUCACAUUUGGAUUACUACUCUGGUCGUCUUACUAAGAAAGAACGUAAGAAGACAAUUGUUGAUGAACUUAUGGCUGAUGCUGAAUUUUCUAAGUUUAAUAAACGUAAAUAUAAAGAAAUCAUUGAUGAGAAGAGAAAGUUGCAUUAUAAAGCUCAUAGACAUGCAAGGAAACUUAAAGGGAGGAAGAAAAAAUAAAUACUAAUUGAAAAUAUGUAUUUUAACGUUUGUAAAAUUUGCAUUAUAAAAAUUACAACAAUGUGUAUAUUUA
Molecule: messenger RNA, 1305 nt
Organism: Bombus terrestris (buff-tailed bumblebee)
Lineage: Eukaryota; Metazoa; Arthropoda; Insecta; Hymenoptera; Apidae
Product: deoxynucleotidyltransferase terminal-interacting protein 2
Exons: 3
Coding region: 435-1232 (265 amino acids)
Biological process (GO): RNA processing
Cellular component (GO): nucleolus
Molecular function (GO): RNA binding
Source: RefSeq, a predicted model, not a curated record